This is a messenger RNA of Rhodofomes roseus, 1840 nucleotides long. Its product is annotated as glycoside hydrolase superfamily. The record is from RefSeq and is a predicted model, not a curated record. The transcript has 15 exons. Gene Ontology annotation, biological process: glucosylceramide catabolic process. NCBI's taxonomy places the organism in Eukaryota, Fungi, Basidiomycota, Agaricomycetes, Polyporales, Fomitopsidaceae. Bases 134 to 1624 code for a protein of 496 amino acids. Gene Ontology annotation, molecular function: glucosylceramidase activity.
CUGGUCCCAUACCAUGCGCCUGUCUGUGAAACUGAGCGUAUAAAGGCAUGAGUACGGAGUUGCUGCAUGGCCGUCCGCUUCUGCCCUGCUCCCCUCUCCGAGGAAUUGGCCUACAGCGCAGGUUCUCGUCGCGAUGCUCCGUUCGGCGGUCUUCAGUCUCGCUCUGGCGUUGCCCAUCGCCUCGCAGCAGAUUUACGACAUCUGGUCAACGACGUGGCAAAGGGAUGACCUUUUCACUUACACGAACCUGGGUUCCAACCCAAUCAACUUUGUGACACCGGGACCCACCGGCACAUCGGACAUCAAGGUCGCUGAGACCACCUACUACCAGGACAUCGUUGGUUUUGGCGCAGCGUUGACGGACUCGUCUGCCAAGCUGCUAAGCCAGCUUAAGUCUCAAGACUCGAGCCAGUACUGGUCACUCAUUAACUAUUUAUUCGAUCCUACCGAUGGCGCGAAUGCAGCAGGGAUGUCCUACCUGCGAGUUCCUCUCGGCGCGUCCGACUUUUCUGCUUCUACGUACACGUUCGACGACACGAGCGGCGACACCUCGCUCAGUGACUUCAACAUCAAUGCCGCGCCGUCUUAUCUGUACUCGACGAUUGCAGACAUCCGUACUGUCAACAGUGGUAUCAAGAUCCAUGUCUGCCCUUGGUCUCCCCCGGGGUGGAUGAAAGAUGGCGGAUCCAUCGCCGGCGGAAAGUUCUACACAUCGUUCACUAGCACCUAUGCGAAUUACCUGCUGAAGGCCUUACAGGGCUUCCAGAGCAAAGGCAUACCAGUUUGGAGGAUCAGCCUUCAGAAUGAGCCGCAGAACAGCAACCCUACCUACCCGUCCGCCCUCAUCGAUGCUUACUGGGAGGGCCAGCUCGGUACCCAGCUCCGGGCGCUCAUGAACAACAAUGGCUUCUCUAGCACUCUCAUCAUAGGAUAUGAGCACAACUGGGACGACGCGGGAGCGUACCCUGUCACCCUAAUGGAGGACGCCGGGAGCGCGUUCGACGGCGUCUCCUUCCACUGCUACGCUGGCAAUGUUGGCGACCAGAAGACGUUCUACAAUGCCUACCCAAACAAGAACGUAUAUUUCACCGAGUGCUCCGGUACCAUUGGCAGUGACUGGUGGAGCGACAUCAAGUGGUACCUGAACAACAUCUUUAUCGGCGCCGUGAACAACUGGUCGCGGAACGGGGCCAUGUGGAACCUCGCCCUGGACGGCUCUGGGCAACCUGAGCUGCCCGGCUCGAACAGUUGCGGCGGCGGCGGGUGCCGCGGGGUCGUCCAGAUCAACAGCGGAGGUACCUGGUCGGUCAACCAAGAAUUCUACGCGAUCGCGCAGGCGUCGAAGGCGAUCCUUCCUAGGGACUCCGGCGGGCCGUUCGGCCAGCGCAUCGGCGUGUCCGUGGGCGGCAACCAGAACCUCGUCGUAUCGGCCUUCGUCACGAAGCGUGUCUCAUCGACCGACUGGUGGCGGUACAGCCUGGUCGUGCUGAAUCAGAACGAUGACAACAAUGGGUCUUGGGACCCCGUUGACAUCGCCGCCACCAUCGAAUUCAAGGGCAUGCAGGCGUCGUAUACCUUUCCUGUCGGUGUUACCACUCUGUGGUGGUACGCUGCCCCGGAAUGAGCUAGGUUGUCGUCUUCUAUCGCGAUGCAGUGCGUCCAUUUCGUAUCCACCGACUCCGUUUCCUCUUGCCCCUCAGACGGCAUCUUGAUGGCGUACUACACCUUCACUCGUUUGACCUUGACGGUCCUUACUGCUCUCCAGCCUGUUGCAUCUGUUGUUGUAGUUCAGGGUCUUAUGGUCGUUGCAAUGGAAUGAUGUUCGAGGCUCGCUUAACGC